Messenger RNA from Cherax quadricarinatus, 7142 nucleotides. RefSeq names its product Gustatory receptor 39b (gene Gr39b). The record is from RefSeq and is a predicted model, not a curated record. Lineage: Eukaryota; Metazoa; Arthropoda; Malacostraca; Decapoda; Parastacidae. Gene Ontology annotation, biological process: sensory perception of taste; chemosensory behavior; male courtship behavior. Gene Ontology annotation, cellular component: membrane; dendrite; axon.
GCGUGGAGUGGGUGGAGUGUUAGGGUGAGGAGCGAGCAGUGGCCACAGUCGACAAGCUACUGUCACGGUAGAUGAAACAACUGCGAUGUCCUCCCAUGGAUCCUCUGCUUAUUCUAAAGUGUGGAGUAACAAAAGUGACACUUCAUUCUUAAAGUGCAUAGAUUGUUAAGUGUUUCCCUUUCUCUACAGCUCAACAUUUCCCAUCGAAGGAAAUUAAAAGAAUCGCUUAUAAUAAUACAUUUACUACUACCAGCCACCUAAGAAUCCGAACAGAUGCAUAUGUCGAUGAAUAUGUUUCCCCACCGUCCAAGCACCUUGGCUGAGCUCCCAGCCAUUCCCAUUGACCUAGAGAGCUUCGUGGUACGCACCUACCCGACCCCUUUUGUGCACAUUGAACGUUGGAGUAAAGUAUGGGGAUGUCUGUCUAUAUCCUACAGCUACCCAGACCGCUGCUGGAAGAUGUCCCCUUUCCUCACUUUCUGGGUUGUCUGCUUCAUCGGGUUCAACUUGCCGUGCUUCUACGAUUGCAUUAUGUCCUCCAUCGGCAGCGACAACAGCAUUACAUUGUACGUCACGAUUCUCAUUGUAGCAGUAAUGAGCAUUUCGGCUGUGGCCAUGCAUGUCCUUUCUCUCAUCUACUACGACGACUGGGCAAAGUUUCUCGAGAGAUGGAUGAUCUUCGAACGUAAGUUCAGAACACUGACGACUGGUGUGCAUUCCUAUCGCCUUGCCAUCCCUCUCUAUGUUGGUUUCUUGAUCUGCGUUAUUUUCUUCAUUGUGAAUAUCUUAAACGAGCUUCGGUUUAAUUUGAUCAAUAACGACGGCAUAGGGCGGAUGCUGUCACUGGUAUAUGUAUACGUGAUCUAUAGCUUUACAUUAUCCAUGCCCAUUCUGUGGGUGGUGAUGGUCUCCAAGGUAUUCGCUUUAUGCCUCUGCCAUAUCAGAGUGGAACUAGAAUCCAUAAUAGAGUGCGCAAAAUUUGGAGAAACCUGUACGCCACACAUUCAGAAGUGCAUAGCCUCGGGUGAUCUUAUUUGUUUAGAAGAGGCGGUCCUGGAGCUGAGACGCAUCAUCAGGGCCUUCAAGGCUAUCAUAGGUCCCUUUAUGUUGGUCAUUGUUCCCCAUCACAUUAUCUCUCUCAUUUGUUUUCUCUACUGGACGCUGGUCUCCACGCUUGACUAUUCAGAUUGGUAUUUCCCACUCAGUUUUGGGUUACUCUCCAUCCAGGCCAUCGCUCCCAUCGUUUGUGGUGCUGUCUACAGCGAGGAUAUACAGACUCAGAAAGAGACUCUCAUAAAACCUCUUCUAAUUCUGAAAGGGACAAUGAAGGAGCACGAGGAGAAAGUCAAGAUGGCGACGCUGAUAGACCAUGUGAGUCGCACUGACGCCCAAUCGGGGGGUUGUGUUUUCAUCCUUAAAAAGGGGCAGGCCACCACGGUAGUGAACACUGUGGUGACUUACUUGGUGGUCCUAAUCCAGUUCUACGGCAGUGGGCGUUAAUGGCUACCUUCAUGGAGAGAUUGCUUGAUAAUCUCUUGUCAAGCAGCCGAUGAGUAUCACUCGUAUACAACUCGGGGCCCAUAUAUCCUCAUUUUAAAAACAGUGAGCACUGUUAUAGUGUUGUUGUUGAGGUUUUAAAGGCCACUGACAGCUUACGUCAUAUUGAUUAUGUACAUGGGGAAUAGUUAACCCCAUAGGUCCACUUCAUUGGAUGAAAAGCCCUUCACCGACAUCGACACCCCUAAUCAUUCCCACUAAUGUACCUGUCCAGAAAUUACAAGGAUUUGAUGCAUGAUGUCCGAUCAAUGAUGUGCCCAGAGGGCAAGAAAGAAUGAGGACAGUAACGCUGAAAAAGUAUUAGUAGGUAUUUGUUACAGAUGCUAGGGGCAAAGCGUGAAGUAUGCACCCCAACAAGGCCGUGGGAAAAGAUCUAGGUAUUAAAUUUAAGUUAACUAAUUGCUUAGCUUGUAAAUUAGAGUAAAAACGACCCCUCACAACAACGCCACUCCACGACGUGAAGUGCUCAUUACUGUGUACGACUGAUUGUGAUUUGAGAUUCCUGGCAGUGUACUGAUUAUGACCCUUGUAUUAAUAUAAGAAUAAUCCCACUAGUGCUAACAAGUGUGAUAGGAUGUUAAUUAAAUAUUCCGAAAUUAGCUGGGUGUAUAUAAAUAUGUAUGUGUUACCUGUUAGUAAGUUAGAUUAUACUAAUAUACAGUGGAACCCCGGUGUCUGAACUUAAUUGGUUCCUAGGUAGUGUUCGAACUGCGAAAAUUUCGAUGUCCGAAACAGAAUUUCCAAGGCUUUAAUUAUCAGCCUCACGCAUUGGAGGAAGUUGAACUGACUCUUCCAAAGUCUCUGAGUUAGGUCAGUGUCAGAGGUCACUUCAAAGAACUUUUGAAAUAGGGCUUUCGUGUAAGUUUUUAACAAUUGAAUUUUUAAACAAGUCACAGUGUUCGGACUCCACAAAAGCGCUCAAAGACUGGGUUAAUUUUUUUUCUUAAUAAAAUUGUUCGGAUUCCGUUUUUUUUCGAAAUCCGGUACGUUCGAACAACGAGGUUUCACUGCAUAACCAGAAAGUCAUAUAAUUACUCUUUAUUUACUUGUAGAUGUAUAUUUCUUCCAAUAAAUUCAGACUUAUUACCGUCUUUUUUUUUUUACCAACUUCUAAACUUCUAAUAUGUUACAAUAUAUAUGAGAACAACUUGUUUUUUAUAUAUUCACGUAGAAAAGCUAAAACCUUAAUUCGUUCAGCGGGGAUUGAGAGGUAGUCUGGCGUGAUCUAAAGAGGGUGCCUCUAAUUCCUUUUAUCAAUAUCCCUUCACUAACAUCAAGGUACUCUUUAAAAGGUCCAUAACUUAAUCCGUGAAACACUUAAAAAGGCGACAUAAAUGUCGUCAGUUUGCUUUUUUUUUCUAUUCGUAACUCAGAUUAGUGCUGUCUUGUAAAUAUAAUCAUAAUAAUAAUAAUAAUAGUAAUAAUAAUAAUAAUAAUAAUAAUAAUAUUCUUAUUAUUAUACUCACGUUCACAAUGAUGAGAAACUAAGAUAAAGGCACAUGAGCAAACAUUUAGGACAUUUUAUUAUGCAAAGUUUUUGACAUACGCACCAGAUGGGGAGUAGUGAUUGUAUUCCUUUUAAAAACCUUCCGCAUAUGCGAAUGCUCCUAAAUAAUACAAGCCUUUACAUGUUUUUAUCUCACCUUCAUCCAUGACUACAGACGAAGAGCACAAACCAUUUUUAUCAGAAAGCAUCAAACUUAUGCAUCGUAAGCACUAAACUGAUGUGUCGUAACAAACGACACUUUAGGACCAUUUGGCAAGCAACAUUAAAGUGCCCACUUUUGCUACCAUGUCCAUCAAAGAUCUUACUGUCAUUUCUCCAGUAUUUGUCGCUUAUAUCUACAUUAUUCUGUGUAGAGAAUAUGACAAUACGUGGAAGGGGCUGGUAGAAAUCUGUUAUGAACGAGCAUAAAUAUAAAGUGGAAUGAAACCCAGCUCGUCGUCAGUGAGCCAGAUUAAAGGAAAUGUAUAUUUUAGGAAUACUAAUUGAUUAACCUAAUUUUUAAUGGGGUGGACCGGUAAGAUGACCAAAACCUCUAGUGGAGGGUCAUCAAAUGACUAAGAUCCGUAUUAGGAAAGACGUCCUGUUUCCUGACGAAUCUUACCUAAGCUACAAGCACCCCUGACAGCAGUAACAAAUACUGUCAUACAAAAUGUAUGAAGUUAAAACAUAUCUGUUGUGUUGGUAUAGAUACUAUUUAAACAUGGCUCACCCCAUCCACCUUGACCUCACUACAGUACACCUCCUGACGAAUCGAAAGUUAUGAUGACACACUCCCUGGAGCUGUUGGUCAUUAAGCAGAGAUCUUCCGCUCCACCCUAUGCAAAAUAUCACAUAAUUACUAAUAACUUCAAUUUUACAUAUGCUUCAUGACAGAAAUGUUAAAAGCAAGGGGGGGGGGAUAUAGUGUUGGAGUGGUUGGUAUUUUUGUUUAAUAAAUGUAUGAAAGAGGGGGAGGUACCUAGGGAUUGGCGGAGAGCAUGUAUAGUCCCUUUAUAUAAAGGGAAGGGGGACAAAAGAGAUUGUAAAAAUUAUAGAGGAAUAAGUUUACUGAGUAUACCAGGAAAAGUGUACGGUAGGGUUAUAAUUGAAAGAAUUAGAGGUAAGACAGAAUGUAGGAUUGUGGAUGAGCAAGGAGGUUUCAGAGUGGGUAGGGGAUGUGUAGAUCAAGUGUUUACAAUGAAGCAUAUAUGUGAACAGUAUUUAGAUAAAGGUAAGGAAGUUUUUAUUGCAUUUAUGGAUUUAAAAAGGCAUAUGAUAGAGUGGAUAGGGGAGCAAUGUGGCAGAUGUUGCAAGUAUAUGGAAUAGGUGGUAAGUUACUAAAUGCUGUGUAGAAGAGAGGGAGACUAAUUCCCGGUAAAAGUAAGUCUUAGACAGGGAUGUGUAAUGUCACCAUGGUUGUUUAAUAUAUUUAUAGAUGGGGUUGUAAAAGAAGUAAAUGCUAGGGUGUAUGGGAGAGGGGUGCGAUUAAAUUAUGGGGAAUCAAAUACAAAAUGGGAAUUGACACAGUUGCUUUUUGCUGAUGAUACUGUGCUUAUGGGAGAUUCUAAAGAAAAAUUGCAAAGGUUAGUGGACGAGUUUGGGAGUGUGUGUAAAGGUAGAAAGUUGAAAGUGGACAUAGAAAAGAGUAAGGUGAUGAGGGUAUCAAAUGAUUUAGAUAAAGAAAAAUUGGAUAUCAAAUUGGGAAGGAUGAGUAUGGAAGAAGUGAAUGUUUUCAGAUAUCUGGGAGUUGACGUGUCGGCUGAUGGAUUAUGACGGAUGAGGUUAAUCAUAGAAUUGACGAGGGAAAGAAGGCGAGUGGUGCAUUGAGGUACAUGUGGGGACAAAAUACGUUAUUUAUGGAGGCAAAGAAGGUAAUGUAUGAAAGAAUAGUAGUACCAACACUCUUAUAUGGGUGUGAAGCUUGGGUUGUAAAUGCAGCAGUGAGGAGGCGGUUGGAGGCAGUGGAGAUGUCCUGUCUAAGGGAAAUGUGUGGUGUAAAUAUUAUGCAGAAAAUUCGGAGUGUGGAAAUUAGGAGAAGGUGUGGAGUUAAUAAAAGUAUAAGUCAGAGGGCUAAAGAGGGGUUGUAGAGGUGGUUUGGUCAUUUAGAGAGAAUGGAUCAAAGUAGAAUGACAUGGAGAGCGUAUAAAUCUGUAUGGGAAGGCAGGCGGGGUAGGGGUCGUCCUCGAAAAGGUUGGAAGGGGUAAGGGAGGUUUUGUCGGCGAGGGGCUUGUUCGAUAGGAUUGAAUGGAGAAGAAUGGUAUUUGGGACCUGACGAGCUGUUGGAAUGUGAGCAGGGUAAUAUUUAGUGAAGGGAUUCAGGGAAACCGGUUAUUUUUAUAUAGCCGGACUUGAGUCCUGGAAAUGGGAAGUACAAUGCCUGCACUCUAAAGGAGGGGUUCGGGAUAUUGACAGUUUGGAGGGAUAUGUUGUGUAUCUUUAUACGUAUAUGAUUCUUAACUGUUGUAUUCUGGGAACCUCUGCAUAAACAGUGAUUAUAUGUGAGUGAGGUGAAAGUGUUAAAUGAUGAUGAAAGUAUUUUCUUUUUGGGGAUUUUCUUUCUUUUUGGGUCACCUUGCCUCGGUGGGAGACGGCCGACUUAUCAAAAAAAAUGCUUCCUUUACAAAUGAUAACCGAAAGGAAGAAAUGUUAGUAGCAUAGGAAAGGCAUGGCCAUGAAACACAAAUAACAAAGAUUUCUUUAUUAUACAUUUAAAUCAAAAUGUACAUAACAUGGCGUACCACCAGUGCUCGCUACUUAAGCAACAACGGUAACAAACUGUCAGUAACCACAGGACACUGGGCUGGUGUUGGAUAAUUAAGAGAGGCAUGGUAGAAGUGAGAUGUUGGUUUCUUCUUCAAGAAACGGGAGGCUCUGUUGGUGUGAGUAUUUUAUAUGAUCCCUAAGGUUAAACAUGCCUUUGCGUUCCGGAGUUUUCCACAGCAUCUAAAUACAACGUAUCACUAUAUAGUGCUAUUUGUCGGAUAGCUUUGUUUGUGUAUAAGAUGGCAGUUAUGGUAGAGACAGUUCCAGGCUGAUAGGCCAGAGGCUGGUAAUUAAGGAGAUACCUUAAUUAACGGCAUCCUAAAGUGUAGGCUUUAUGAGCUUCUCUUGCGGUACAUAAGAUUUUGGCUAUAUAUUCAUGUAUAUAACCUUACGUGAUGGCCUACUUUUCGAAAGACCUGAAGAUUCCUUGUUUCAUAGUAACCUAUUUACAGUCGUAACCUAAUACUACUUUUGCGUGAUAAGAUUAAAACGUAUCCUGAUUAAUUUGUGGGAUAAUCAGUAUUGGCUGCCAUGACUCACGAAAUCGUAAUGACACGAUUGCAAACAAACCAUACCACGGGCGGGUUCUAUCCCCGCCCGUGGUAUGGUUUGACUGGUUGCCAAUCUACGAACAAAUUUUUAGUUGUGAAUAGUUUCCUUCCAAAAUUUAUAAUCGUUUAGCUGUUUAAAUACAACACCAAACUAAGCAUUUAAGUGAACUGGCUUCGUUCCACAAUGUUCUCAUUGUCCUGUCACGAUCUGCACUCCCACCAGCCUCCCCAUUGAUUUGUACGGGAGAAAAAAAAUCACUGAACAGUAGCUCAAAAUGAACGAGUCACACUAGGAAAGUUAGAAUUUACAGCAACGGCAGAAUAUUUCCAUGAUUUGCAUGUCCCACCACAGACUUGUGUUUCACAGAUUUUAGAUUUUGCCCCGAGAAGAGUUUAUUACGUCUUGUAGAGAAAAAUAUUUAUUAGGAUUACUCUUUUAGAUUACACAGCACUGUAAUUAUGUAGCCCUCUGAAAAUCUAAACAUUAUCAACAUAACCAUGAAGGAUUUAACUGCUAGUGGGGAUAUGAGUUUAAAACGUAAAACGAGAAUUGAUACACUGAAGGAAUGUGCUCCACUUGGCAACUUUUCUAAAUUUAUACCUUCGAUACUGUCGAGUUGCAAUGUUAAAACUGCUACGAGUCAAGUCUGUUUACUCGUUUCCUCAGACAUACGUGUUUCCUGGCAACUGAAGCACCUUAAAUAGAAGAAUGCAUGCCUGUUCUCCUUCGAGCCACUGGCUAAGUGAGCGAACUUGCUGACUCCAUUUGAGACUGCCUCCGGUGU